GCAGCGCUGUUGACGUUGUCGCAGCAAGUGAACGUUAACAUUAACAUUAACUUAUCGCAGUUAACUUGGCUGUAAUUGUGGUUUGCUGCGGAACAGUUUUUAAUUGUUGUAAACAAGCGCGCGCGUUCGGUUUGACAAAUUGCAAGAAAAUAAUAAUAAAUUAGUUAAUAAUAAUUAUUAUUAAAAAUAUAAAUAUAAAUAUAAAAAGAAUGUAAAUACCGAUAUUACAAAAUUCGCCGCGAGUUGUUGCCAAGUCAAAAUAUUUAAUAUUUGAAUGUUGUUGAUUAAGUUCGUCGUUAAAUUCGAUUGAAAUCAUUUAUGUAAAUUAAUUGUUGUUGCCGGCAAAACAAACGAAAUGGCGCCAAAAAUCUAUUGACAAGUCUACAGAAAUUGUUUAUUUUUAUUUAUUAAGUGUUCGAAAUAAACGUUUAUUGCUAAGAUAAAUUCAGCAAGGAGUUUUAAUAGCCACUAUCAAUAUUUGUACAACAAAUAAGCGACGACAGUGCGAGUAUAAUGUAUCUACAAGAUACAGAUACAGAGCUACAACAUCAGUCGGGGCAACAGCAACAGCAACAGCAGCCGCAAAUGCGUAUGGCGAAUUAACACAAACUCGUUAAUACAAUUAGUUGAAAAGUGAAAAAUCUCAUAUAAGAUACGAAACGAAACAGAAAUAAAUAAAAAGAUUUCAGCCAGAAAAAAAAAAACUGUUAAAAUAAUAAAAUAAAAUACACAACGUUCGCUGUCGACAAAAAGCGCCACAACAAAUUUGCAACUUUACACUCGUCGGCGGUUUUCAGUCGCGAAAUGAAGCCACAGCCACAAAGCUGAGCCACUGAACGCGUGUGCCACAACACCACCACCAUUACCAAUCAACACUAACGUUAACAACACCGCAGUAACAACGACAACAACUACAAAUUAAAUUAAUAUUUAUCAAAAAGAUACUACAACAUGGUCGAGUUACUCAAGGCGCUCAAUUUGACGGAGAACUUGCUGGCGGGCCUUGACGACAGCAGCAUCGAGAAUGCGUCAAAUCCCAUUGCCAUGAUUCCAUCCAGUCUCAAUGCCACCGCCAUGAAUCUAAGCACAACAACAACGACAGCAACCUUGGCGAAUGCCACGAGCAGCGCCGAGAAACUUCAAUUGGAUGGUUUCGAUCUGCCGGGCAACUAUUCCCUAUUGAUCAAUAAACUGGAGCAACUUGCACUGGGUUUGGAUUCUGCUCUCGGCAACUUCACCAUCGAUCGACAGGAGGUGGAGAUCAAUUUGAGUGGAGGCGCCUCGGCCAAUGAUGUUGCCGAUGUUGCCGAUGAUCUGCUCUUCAGCGAUGUGAUUCCAGCUGCCCGGGCUCCGCCGCCUCACCUUUCGCACAGCUCGAGGAUUUACACAGGCGAGGAUGAGGAUUUCGCUCAUGUGGUCAGCGAUAUUUGGAUUGGAGUUAUUCUCACGCUGCUCAUUGUGUUUGUCAUCUUCUUCAUAUGCGCCUGUUUUCUCUAUCACAAGUUUCAACAGUGGAAGAAUUCAUAUCGUGCCAAUCACAGCGAUGCCAACAUCGAAGUCUGUCGCCAUUGUCCACCCGAUUAUGAAGCCGAGUCGCUGCCCUCGUAUACGAUUGUCUCGGGUCUGCCCACGUAUGAUGAUGCACUGGAGGAGUUCCGCAAGGCGGGGAUUAUAUUGACGCCAGCGAUUGUGCCCGUUAUCAAGAUCUUUGAGAAUGUGAGCAGCGAUGCUGUGGGAGCUAAGGAACCAACUGUGGCCUACAGUCUGGUGGAGACAACAGCUGGCACUGGGAACGAUGCCAACGGGGACAACAUAUCGCUCACCUCGAUCACCUGCAAUUGUGGUGGCAAUGGUGGCAUCUCACCCACCAACAACACCACGCUGCCCAGCUACAGUGCUGCCACAGCUGCUGCCAUGGUGGCUGCCACAGCUGCAGGGACGCCACUCAACUCACAGGUCAUUGAGCUGUCGCCUGAGCAUUUGGCCUCGCUCUCCCAGAAGCGCCUCUCGCUGCAGAUCUCAUUCAACAAUUCGCUGCGUCGCCGCUCCCGCUCCCGCUCCACGCUCCGCAAUCAAUUGUUGCGCACUUGUGCUGUGAGGAACUCCGUUGGACUGGGACCCAUUGAUGCCACAGUUGCUGCCACAGCAGCUGCAGCAACAACAGCAAUUCCCGCUCAGCCCAGAGGGAACCCAUUGCUGCCACCAAUUCACCGUUCUUCAUCGACAAUUUCACUGUCGAAUGAGCGACAGUUGCUGGAUCAACGCUUGAGGCACUUGCAUCAUCGCGGUUCCUUGUACUGAGGAACCUUCUCGUAAAUGCUACUCGUAAUUCCUCAAAUUUCAAUUACUUAACUCUUAGUUAUAAGCGACAACAACACAACUACUAUACAACAAAAACAAACUGCUCUGUAUUAUAAUAAAGUGUUUAUGUGACAUGUUAACGUUUUCAA
This is a messenger RNA of Drosophila innubila, 2450 nucleotides long. It is a transcript of the gene comm3, whose product is annotated as probable serine/threonine-protein kinase roco8. The transcript is spliced from 3 exons. Lineage: Eukaryota; Metazoa; Arthropoda; Insecta; Diptera; Drosophilidae. Gene Ontology annotation, biological process: axon guidance. Bases 952 to 2301 code for a protein of 449 amino acids. The record is from RefSeq and is a predicted model, not a curated record.